UCAUCAUCACUACUUCGAGCAGGCUCACUAGCGGGCAUGGCAUCUUCCGCGGGCUCCUCUGCGGUCGGGCUGGGUGGAGAAGCGCCCAAUGCCCUCCAGACGCUUACCCAUCUGCUGGCACUGGGCACCUCAACAUCGGCUGCGGACCUGAGCACCUCCGAGUCGAACCUCUCCUCAUACGAGGCACAUUUUCACUCUCAUCCCAGCGCAGAAUCGCGUCCAUGGCUCGCAUACCUUUACAUCGCCCUACCUCGCGGUGACCUACCCAUUCCGCCUUCCCAUCAGGCCAACGAGGCCGCCCUAACAGCUCUCCGCACCCUAGCCAUCAUUCGCCUCAAGCAUGCGAUCGACAAGUACUGGCGAGCAGCACGCAUCGUAGCUCGACCUCGUACCAAUGGAGCCAUUGACGUGAAUCUUACGCCGGUCAAGAUCAAUGACGAGGAUAAAGCAGCGCUGCGAUCCCUUCUCCUGGAGCGCAUCCUUGGCGAGAGCAACCGCGGUAUCGCCCUCCAAGCAUCAGUCUGCAUCUCCCGAAUCGCGCGUACAGACUACCCCAAUCAGUGGCCCAAGUUGUUCGAGGAUAGCUUGCAGGCGCUCAAUCAGGCGGCAACUCGCGUGAUCGGCGCUUCUGGGUCCAGCGCGCAAGGACAAGAGCUGGAGAGGAGUGCUUUGGUCAUGCUGAGGGCGGCGGAGGUUGCCAAGAGGUGUACCAAGGAGCUCUCCCAGGUCAAAGUGUUGGCGGGCAAGGUCCGGAUGGCCGAGCUGGCCAAGCAAAUGCUCCCCUCGCUUCUCUCCUUUUACCCUCAACUAUUCUCAGCUACCUUUCCCUCAUCCACAUCGCCGGACGCAGCUUAUCAAUGGGUCACAUCACGACCUGCUGAGGUUCUCAACUCUCUCGUCCGCGUCAGCCACCUGCUCUUCAAGCUCAUGACCGCUCUCGCCAUCGCCGACAUCGGCACUCUUUCAGCUCGAGCAGCCAAUGACGGCAGUGAAGGACAGUCCAACCUGUCCAACGACUGGUUCAAGAGCACUCCGGGCUUUCUCGAUCAUGUUUUUACGCUGCGCAUGUCCUUCCUCGAGGUGCAGGCUUCCCCGUCUUUAGACCAAGGCCUUGCCCGCGAGCUGCGUGCCUUGGGCCAAAGUCUCACCAAACACCUCUCAGCCUUCGGCAAGCUCUACCUCGGCUUGCUCGACAAAGACAAGUCCCGCGCAACUUCCUGGCCCGGUUGGUCCGACAUCAUUGCCUGGUACUGGACCAAGACAGGACAAGCUCCCUCGAGCGCAAAGGAAAAGUCGCGGGACAUCGACGAAGAGGCUCUUAUGCCCUACCCGUCCACAUUGGUCAUCCACACCCUCUUGCUGCUGCGCCGAUCCCUCGAAGCCUGGCACUCCCCCUCCAAUCGCGGUCGCCCCAUCCCCUCCCCCUUCGACAGCGACGACUUCGCAGUGUCUACCGCGGACAUCGUCGUUGACUACUUCCUGCCAUUCGAGCGUUCCGCCCUCGAGAGGUGGGAGGGCGACCCGGAACAGUGGACUGUUGAGGAGGAGCAGGCGCAGGAGGACUUUACGAACGAGGUACGACCUUGCGCUGAGCGACUACUCAUCGUGCUUGCGUCUAACUCCAAAGCCAGACGGGUGGGGCGAGCCAUCUGGCGCAAGUUCAUGGAAAGUGCCAGCUAUGAUGUACAAGACCUGGGACAAGUCGUGCGCAGGGAUGCAGUGUACACUGCCCUGGGCCGAUUGAGGGACUAUCUCCCUGCGACAGAGACGGAAGGGUAUGAUGAGGAGCAUGAGAAGAUCCAAGAUGACCGCAUCGAUGUCAGUCAGGCAUUCGUGGACCGCUUGCUGCCAGAAGCAGCGCAAGUCCCGCCGGCAGUGUCUGCCUCUUGGGUCUUGAUUAGACGUCGAGUCUCAUGGCUCCUCUACGAGUACUCGGAGAAGAUCAGCCCGACAGCUCGCGACAAGGUGUAUCGCCUGCUCACACUCCUUCUGGACGCCAAGUCAGAGCUCGGUGGUGACAUUGCCGUUCGACUGUCCGCCGCGCGUACCCUUGGAGCUUUCAUCGACGACAUCGGCUUUGAUGCAGAGGUAUUCCAGCCCUACCUCGAAAGCGCAAUCAAGUCCCUCGCAGAGCUGGCGACGGACGAGGAGCUCUGUCUUAUGGACAGCAUCGCCCUUUCUACCCGCACACUGUCACUGCUCAUCGAGCGCUCUGGGCCCCGUGUGGCGUCUCUCGUCCCCGCACUGGCAGACCUAGCCCCCGCCCUGUGGGGCAAGGAGUCGAGCGAAGAGUGCAAGACCCGGCCUGCCGUUCUCGCACUAGUCAAGUCCCUCCUCCGAGCCACAGAGUCUCUGUCCGCCUCCGAUCCAUCCCUCUCCGCCCGUUUACAAGCCCUUGUGGCUCCCUUGGUCACGUCAUGCCUCCACAGCUCUCUCAUUUCCCUGCUGGGCAUCGACGCCCUCCAACUCUGGCACAAGGCUAUCCGUUGCGCCGCCGCUAUGCAAGGGGACGUGUUCAAUCUCCUCGGCGUAGCGCUCGAUACCACUGGCGGCACUGGCGGGCAGGGCCCUCUGACUGAGAUACCAGACUUUGCGAGCGAGGUAGGACGAGUUGUGGAGGAGUACGCACUGUGGUUCGAGCCCACCCCGGCGAGCGGAGCUGGGCCCGGUGGUCUGGCGAGAGAGAUGCUUCGCGCCUAUGCUGCGCCGCUCUUUUCUUCUUGGGCACGGGUGCUCAAUGAGGACCCGAUGACUCUGUACCCUGUGCAGAGCAUUGAUGCGCUUGUGCAGAGUAUGAGCGCUGGUGAUCGGCUGGAGGCGACUGGAGGUGAUAUGGGCGCGGCGAAUGAUGGGAGUGCAGGACUGUUCGAGCGGCCUACAACUUAUGCCGGGACGAAUAUGUUGGCGCAGGUGAUGAGUGAGAGCGGGCUGUUCGAGGCCAUCGUGAGGGGGACGAUCCUGCUUAAGGAAUCCUCAAUUCCCUGCUCUCACUACAUUCUCCUUCUCUCUCGGCUCAGCAUCUCCGUCUCUCCCUCCAUCUUCUUCCCCCUCCUCUCCUCAACCAUCUCCAACAUCCGCAGCAACCCCACCAAUCCACGCGCCUCCCUUGACUCAGGUGCCGCCUCAAUCGAGCCAGCCGUGAUUUCCCAGCUUCCUGACGUCUUGCUCGGGCUCUGGCCAAAGAAGUUCGAAACCACAGCCGCACCUCGGCGUCGCAAGCUCAUCGCGAUGGGUAUGUGUGCCCUCCUGCAGGGAGCGUCAGCCGCGCAAGGAGAUGCAUUGGCGGCCUCUGUAAUGAACAGCGUAGGCGAGUGGGUAGGCACAUGGCUAGACGCCCUCGCCGAGGUGCGCGAGAAGGAAGGCCCGGACUCUGCGCCUGGAAUCCUCCUUAAUGACGACUCCAACGACACGCCCUUCGGUGCAGGCGGGAGUGAUGUAGGGGAUGACGACGGGUGGCUCGAGGACACCUCAUGUGGUGCAGCAAGGGCGCGCGCCCUCAAUGAUGCGGAUCUGGGCGUGCGAGUCAGGCUGGCUGAUGCCGUCAAGGGAGCACUGGGGGCUGCAGAUGCUAGAGGGGGAAUGUCAGGCGUUUGGCAGGCGAUGGAUCCCAUGGUGCUGGAUCUGCUGCAGAGAGAGUUGGGCAUGAAAUAAGCGCAGGGCAGGCGAAGCAGCGUUAGAAGAAAAGAGGCCGCUCAGAGUGGCCUCUGAGCACAGCUUGUCUCAUCAGAAGCAAAUCCGCACCCGUUCCAUCAUAUCCCAAUCACCAACAUUUCAUACAAGUUCGCUUUCUAGCAUCUGCAUGUCAUUUUCUUCCUCAUCGCGCUUACAUGAUGCUGCCUCCUUUCAACGCUCGAUCAAACCUGUAGGGGUUCCUCGCCGAAUCUACCACG
Molecule: messenger RNA, 3890 nt
Organism: Jaminaea rosea
Lineage: Eukaryota; Fungi; Basidiomycota; Exobasidiomycetes; Microstromatales
Exons: 3
Coding region: 37-3651 (1204 amino acids)
Biological process (GO): protein import into nucleus
Cellular component (GO): nuclear envelope; cytosol
Molecular function (GO): small GTPase binding
Source: RefSeq, a predicted model, not a curated record